UCGUCAGGACAGAGGGUUUGUGUCCGCGGCCCGGCGUUCGGUUCCCUGGGGUGCGCUAGGGACCGGGGCGACGGCGGCCGCGCGGGGACACGGGGGCGGGGCCGCACCUGUGCGCUGCAGGCACCUGCUGCACCCGAGGAAGAGGGCGGCAGGGUUGGUGGCGCUCUGCUCCGCUUGGUCUGCCCCUCCUGCGCUGGGUCCCGUCUGUCUGGCGAGGGGCUGACAUGAAGCCCCAGGCUCUCGGCCUCGGCUGCAGACUAGCGGGCCCAGCCAGCCUCCAACUCGCUUCCAGGCUAGGGCCGGGCACCAGCCUUACAUCACCUCGGGACAGGCAGUGUGAAUGCUGAGGACAGAAGAGUUUGAUGACACAGCGCUGAAGUUCUUUGUGUGGAGCACACGUAAUGAACCCUUUGUGGAGCAUGUCUGCAGGCUCUGUGCGCAAACGAGCUGAAGGUGAAGAGAAGACAUUAGCAGGAGAUGUGAAAACCAGUCCUCCACGAAGUGCACCCAAAAAACAGCUACCUUCUAUUCCCAAAAAUGCUCUACCCAUAGCGAAGCCUACGUCUCCUGCCCCAGCAGCGCAGUCAACAAACGGCACCCAUGCCUCUUAUGGACCCUUCUACCUGGAAUAUUCGCUUCUUGCAGAAUUUACUCUGGUAGUGAAGCAGAAGCUGCCAGGAGUCUACGUACAGCCAUCUUACCGCUCUGCAUUAGUGUGGUUUGGAGUAAUAUUCAUACGGCACGGGCUGUAUCAGGAUGGCGUAUUCAAAUUUACGGUGUAUAUUCCUGAUAACUAUCCUGAUGGCGACUGUCCGCGCUUGCUGUUUGAUAUUCCCGUCUUUCACCCACUAGUUGAUCCCACCUCGGGUGAGCUGGAUGUGAAAAGAGCGUUCGCAAAGUGGAGGCGGAACCAUAACCAUAUAUGGCAGGUGUUAAUGUAUGCGAGGAGAGUCUUCUACAAGAUCGACACGACGAGCCCCCUGAACCCAGAGGCCGCAGUGCUGUAUGAAAAAGACAUUCAACUUUUUAAAAGUAAAGUGGUCGACAGUGUUAAAGUGUGUACUGCCCGUCUUUUUGACCAGCCCAAGAUAGAAGACCCCUACGCCAUUAGCUUUUCUCCGUGGAACCCUUCUGUACAUGAUGAGGCCAGAGAAAAGAUGCUGACUCAGAAGACAUAAGCUUUACUUUCAGCCCCGAGAAAAAACAUGGUUACCUGGCUCCGGGCCUGUGGCUGAGUUCUGUAACAACGCAUGAUGUUCUGGAAGGACCUGUCUUCUUUUGUGACCUACAAACAGUGAGACUACUUAGAGAGAUCCUCCUCAGGCAUGACAGUGAGCAGCUCAGUGGACCUGUUGCCACUAUAUUCAAAGACUGGAUAGUAAAUGAACAACUGUCUAUUCAUGAAAACCUGAACUGUAGUAAGGAGGCCGGCCUGUAAACCACAGCCUGCAGAAGAGAAGCUCAGGAACUUGAAAUGCUGACUACAAGUGGAAGUUGUUAGAUCUGAACGGCCAAGGAGAAAACAAAAACACGUAUCUAAGGAGGAAGUGUAUUAUCUGAAGAACAGAAAAAAAGAGAAACAGCCUCAGAAAGGUGUUGGACAACAGUUAGCAUAGCAUUAUUCAUGGAACCAGAGCGUCAGAAGAGGAUAGAGGCAGAGAAGCAAGAAAAGAUGUUCAAAGAAAUAGACCAAGCUGAGCAGCAUGGUAGGCAAGAACAGGAAGAUCAAGAGUUUUAGGCCACGUGGGCUACAUAGCAGGAUGCUGGGGUAAAAGUGGGGGGUGUGUGAUAGCACCCAAGUUUACUUUAAAACAUUUAUGUAGUCAUCAGAAAGAGCAAGAAACAGUAGAUGGGAUUAAGAGAUCCAUAUCAGGUUUAUUACAGUAAAGAUGUAUCAAAACAAUUUUUCUUUUGCAGGGAAAUUCCAAUAAGGUGAGAGCUUACUUCUCAUCAGAAACUAAACAGGUAGAACAAGGAUGGCAAUGCAUAUUCUUCUUAAUUAAAAAGAGCGGUUGUAUCAAACUGUGCAUGACCUAUUGUUACAGCUGCAACCAGAAACAUAUAUUUACCAAGUGUGUACAAAGGAGGUGGGUAGGGUACUAGACAAGUGACUGCAGAUGCCACUUAAACAUAACAGCAGCUAUAAAUAUACACAUGCCUUUUCCUGACUCCUUUAAAAGUUAUACCAUUGAGUCAAGGUAAUGGUGGACUUACAGUACUUCCAGUGGAAUGAAAAAUUAUACACACACACACACACACACACAUACAUACAUACAUACAUACAUACAUACAUACACACACACACAGUACCAGCACAAAUUCAAAUGAUAAAGGGGGAAGAGAGUAUAUAUAUCUCACUGAUGUAAAUUUGGAGCUAGGUUCUGAGAUGUUAAAGUAUGUGUGUGUGCGCGUGUGCAUGCAAGCAAGUGAGCAAACGAGCAAGUAAGCGAGAGAAUGAAUAUAUAGCAAAACCCAAACACAUUACUAAAAGUCUCCAAUAGAAAAUACCCAAUUCAAAAGAAAGCAAAUCUGAAGGAAUAGAGGUAUACAGAAAAUGGAGUGUGUGUGUAUAUAAGAUACAUAGAAGACAAGGAAAUAGCAGACGAAGUGAGUGGAGGCAGUAACAAAAACCAUGGAGUAAACACAAUAUGUUAGAAAGUUGUAAUACUGGCAAACAUCAAAUAGCUUGUCUUGGGAGACAGAUUAUUUGACAGUAAACAGAUAUGUUCACUUAAUCUGAAGUCAAAAGAAAGCUGUAAAAUAGGUUUUAAAAACCAACACAAAUAUUACUGAAGAAUUAGUUCACUUCACAAUUAAAAGAUCAGCCCAUCAAAAAGCUAUAGGAAUAAACAUAAGUGAACCUACUAAUAGGGUAUGAAAACAUGAACCCCACUGCAGAAAAGGGUAAAAUGUUUAUCUCAAGUUACAUUUGAUUCUUGUAUUUCUAUUUAGCUUGCAUGUUCUGCAGAACCAUGUGACUUCCAGUUUUGUGAGUCUCCCAAACUUCUCUCUGUUGCUGAUUUCUAGACAACCUAAAAAUAUUUAGAGAUUUCAGAAUACAGAACUUUCAACAAUAGCAGAUCUAGGCAGAAGAUUAAAGAGAAAACAGUAAACAAGUCUAUUAAAUAACUUGACCUAACAAACAUGUAGAAAGCACUCUAUUCUCAUGAUGGCAAUAGAAUAUUUACCUAAACAAAUGUCAGAAGGCUAGAGACAUUUUUCAGUUGGUAUGGUGUUUGACUGUCAUGGCCAAAGCCUUGAGUUCAAUCACCAGCACUGGGUAAAAUUUGGCAUGGCUGUAUAUAUCUGUAACUCUAGCACUUAGGAAUGGAGGAAGUCCAAGGCUGGUUUGGGAUAUAUGAGACCCUGUCGUCAAGCACACAGAAACCCUGCAUACAUUUAAAAAGACUGGAAUGCAUAAAAGUGUUUCUCAGACUAUGAAAUGAAACUAGUAAUCAGCAACAGAGAGAAGUUUGGGAAACUCACAAAACUGGAAGUCACAUGGUCCUGCAGAACAUGCAAGCUAAAUAGAAGUCAUACGAAAUCAAGUGUAAUUUGAGAUAAACAUACAUGAUGCCAAGCUCUGAGUUGUAGCUAAUAUAAUGCCUGCCUUUGUAGCUAGUGUCAAAUUUACAAAGGAUACUGGGAUACUAUUUUUAAGACACUGAGAAAAUAUACUAUAAUAAUUAUAUAUAUGUAUAUGUGUGUAUAUACAUAUAUAUACAUACAUAUGUAUAUAUAUAUAUAUAUAUGUAAAAUUGUCCAGUGCACUAGGAAAAAAAAUCCAAGAUCCUGAAACAAAGUGAGUAAAAAUGUUAGAUGCAAAGCUAAUGACCUAAAGGAAGACAGAACCAACUCCUAGAAACUGUUCUUCGGCCCUGUGCACACACACACACACACACACACACACACACACACACACACACCAAAUAAAUGAAAAAAAUUAAAAGGCCCAAGUAAGCUGAAAGAAGAAAAUAAUAAUAGGGUAUGUCUUAAUAGAGAUAAUAAAUGAAAUCAGUCUUAGAAAUUAUCAGAAUUUACCAACCUUUAUUUAGACUGACCAAGAAAAAAUAACUCAAAUUACUACAAUUAGAAAUGAAAGAGGACUUUACUAUAGACCUUAAAGGACAAAAACAAAAACAAAAAAAGAUCACAUGUCCUUAACUCAGGGAAGACAGACAGUAUCUUAAACAAAACACACUGCCAAAUCCUCUAGAAGUGAGGAUUUGUGAACCGAACAGACCUAUAAGAACAGUGAAGUGAGUUUAUCAAUACAUUACCCACAAAGGAAGGACCAGGCUCCAGGGACUUCUUGGCUAAUAUCAAACUUCAGAGAGAAUAAGAGGAAACAUUUCUCUCUCUAAAAGGCCAGGUUUACUCCAGGAACAAAAUCAGACAAAGCUAUGCAAUAAAAUCCCAGGCAACAGCUUGUGAAUAAGCACAAAAUCCCUCAACAAACCAAACAUGAAAUCAAAAAUUGCCACCAUAAGUAAAAGAGACUUGCAAAGGGAAGGCAGAUGAUCUCACAUGAAACCCAAAUGUAGUAUAUGUACUGGCUGGUUUUGUGUGUCAACUUGACACAGGCUGGGGUUAUCACUGAGAAAGGAGCUUUAGCUGGGGAAAUGCCUCCAUGAGAUCCAGCUGUGGGGCAUUUUCUCAAUUAGUGAUCAAGGGGGAAAGGCCCCUUGUGGGUGGGACCAUCUCUGGGCUUGUAGUCUUGGGUUCUAUAAGAAAGCAAGCUGAGCAAGCCAGGGGAAGCAAGCCAGUAAAGAACAUCCCUCCAUGGCCUCUGCAUCAGCUCCUGCUUCCUGACCUGCUUGAGUUCCAGUCCUGAGUUCCUUGGUGAUGAACAGCAGUAUGGAAGUGUAAGCCGAAUAAACCCUUUCCUCCCCAACUUGCUUCUUGAUCAUGAUGUUUGUGCAGGAAUAGAAACCCUGACUAAGACAGUAUACAUUGUUAGCAUAUCAAAACCACAAUGAAUACAGUAAAAGGCCUUUAAUAACAUCCAACACCAUUUUAUGAAACAACACUCAAUAAGCUAAAACUUCACUGGGUGAAAGCAGUCUAUCUGAGGUUACAGGUGAGGUGGAUAGAGGAGAGAUUUAAUGCCACAUUCCAAUAGCAACAGACUAGUUAAUUAUUUUCUCUGUUAAGACCAGAAAGUAUACAAGGAUUUCUGCUUUUAACAUUGCACUGGAUGUUCUAGCCAUGCUAAUUGAGAAAUGGAAUUUGGACAAUAGUACAAUUAUUAAGGCUGCAUAAUCUGCACAUAAAAAUAGUUGACACAAAAUAUGCUUAAAACUCAGUAAGAGGUUCAGGACAGGAGACUGAGUUGAGUGUAGAGUGCUUGCUUUUCUAGCGUUUUAAUGGCUUUAGGUCCAAUCCCUACACCACAGAAAACCAACCAACUUAGCAAGGUUGCUGGAUACUAACAAGGCACAGAACCCAACUGUUUUCUGUACUCUUGCAAUGAGACCAUCAAAACCAAACAGCUGCAUUUACAAUACCAUCAAAACCUACAGGAAAAUAACAAGGGUGAGAGCUACAUUCUGAAAGCAUGAAUCAUUGUUAAAACUGAACCUAAACAAAUGUGAAAACAUGCCAUGUGGAAUGAAGACGGAACUGAAGAUGACCGAGUUCCCCAAAGUGAUCUGUAGAUUUUCAUGUGACUCUUUUAUGACAGUGACAACUUGACUCUAAAAUUUUUAUGGACUUCCAAGGGACUCAGAAUAGCUAAAAUAAUCUAAAGUAAAAUAAAAUUAGGACUCAUAUUUCCCAAUUUCAAAGUUUACAAAAAAAGCAAGAGUCAUUGAGAGUAUAAAGCACUAACUAUGAGAGACACAGAUGAACAUAAUCAAAGAGAUGGUCUCGAUAGAACCCACAGGUCCACAAGAACUGACUCCACAAACAUGCAACGUUUAUUCAGUGGGGAAACAUGGCUUAAGUAACGGUGUGGCAGCCAGAAAACAACACAAAGCGUGAAGCUGGACUUGAAUCUCAUACCACAUGUAAAGAGGACUCACAGUUAGUCUGCAGCUAUGAAAUGCAGAAGACAUGGAAACACUUCAUGAUACUGGACCUCAAACUGGGUAAUGAAUUCUCAGGGCAGAAACUCCCUCCCCCUCCAAACAUAUAAUAAAUCUUUGUUAAGUAUUGAUGAGAAA
This is a messenger RNA of Mus musculus (house mouse), 6164 nucleotides long. RefSeq names its product AKT interacting protein (gene Aktip). The record is from RefSeq and is a predicted model, not a curated record. Gene Ontology annotation, cellular component: plasma membrane; cytosol; HOPS complex. Gene Ontology annotation, biological process: endosome organization; endosome to lysosome transport; protein localization to perinuclear region of cytoplasm. The coding region runs from base 402 to 1178 and encodes 258 amino acids. NCBI's taxonomy places the organism in Eukaryota, Metazoa, Chordata, Mammalia, Rodentia, Muridae. The transcript is spliced from 10 exons.